AUGAUAAUCUCAACAGCAGUGCUGCUAAAAUCUGCAACCACAAAGGCAGAUAUGGGCAGUUUGUGUGGACUUUUACCUUACUUUUUAAUAUUAUGUGUGAGGACUGCGCACUUUGCUAUAUAGACGUUUACUGGGCUGAAUUUAUUUCACGGUAUUUUUACUGAUAACGAAAGCACUUAUUCCCUACUUUGCCAUGUAGCUAACGUUUUUUUUUUUUUUUUUACCAGUCUGCAGCCAACUAACUUUCGAGACAAACAUUGGGAACCUUUAUAAACGUGUCGUGGCGAAACAGUCAGAUUUCAGCAGCAGAAGCAGGAGCGACAGGUCGCUCUGAUAAGUUGUGGAGCUUGUGAAGAGGCAGGUUUCACGAUGACAGAGCGGACUCCUCUUCUCCACUACCGCCUCUCCACCAGCGUCAAUGAAACCGAGCGGCGGCCCCCUCCGGCCGGGCAGGCCCUGGCUCAGCACCCGGGCAGCCCCCGGCAGAGGUCCACCCCUCAGCGGCAACCGAAGAAACUCUCCAUCUUCUUCGGUGUGGUGAUCCCUACCCUGCUGUCAAUGUUCAGCGUGGUAUUGUUUCUCAGAAUAGGAUUCGUGGUGGGCCAGUCUGGACUCUACCAAGCUAUUGCCAUGUUCCUGGUGGCCUACUUCAUCAUCUGCAUGACCGUGCUGUCAGUGUGUGCCAUCUCCACCAACGGAGCCCUGGAUGCAGGCGGGGCCUAUUACAUGAUCAGCAGAGCGUUGGGGCCAGAGUUUGGCGGCAGCAUCGGCAUCAUGUUCUUCCUGGCUAACGUGUGUGGCAGCGCCCUCUAUGUGCUGGGUUUGGUUGAAGCCAUCGUGGCCACGUUCGGCGUGCCAGAAGACGGAUCUCUGGUCACCUCUCCCUACCAGGUCCUGCCGUCGGGCUACUGGUGGUCUCUUCUUUACGCCACAGGCGUGGCCCUGCUGUGCCUGCUGGUGUGCCUGGUAGGAGCCCACAUCUACGCCAAGGCCACCUUCCUCAUCUUCCUGGUGGUCAUGUUUGUCUUGGGCACCAUCUUCACCAGCUUCUUUGCCGUUGGCCCUCGUACCAUCCUCUUGCCCGGCUCUCAGUCAUUUAACCCGGCACCCAAUGGAACAGGCCCCACGUUUCCCACCACAGCCAACUUCACCGGCUUCAAGUUGGACACGCUGCUGGGGAACCUGGCAGCUAACUACACGGUGGAUUACACAACAGGAAAUAUGAUGACCUUCGCCACUGUUUUCGCCGUUAUGUUUAACGGCUGCACUGGCAUCAUGGCCGGCUCGAACAUGUCAGGGGACUUGAAGAAUCCCAGCUACUCAAUCCCCCGCGGCACCAUCACAGCCGUCAUUUUCACCUUCAUCAUCUACAACCUGCUCAGCGUGCUGGUGGCCUGCUCCUGCGACCGCAUCCUGCUGCAGAGGGAUUACAGUUUCCUAAGAGAUAUCAACAUCUGGAAUCCUUUUGUCACCAUCGGGGUUUAUUCCUCAACUCUCUCUGCCGCCAUGAGCAACCUCAUCGGAGCCUCACGCAUCCUCUACGCCCUGGCCAGGGACGACUUGUUUGGUAAGGUGCUGUCUCCAGCUAAGAAGACGUCCCACAGUGGUAACCCCUGGGUCUCUGUGCUCAUCUCCUGGUUCCUUGUGCAGCUGGUGCUUUUCUCAGGGAAGCUUAACAUCAUAGCCAGUAUUGUGACCAUCUUCUUCCUGUUGGUGUACGCGGCCGUGGACUUGGCGUGCCUCGCUCUGGAAUGGGCCUCUGCACCUAAUUUCAGGCCCACCUUUCGUUACUUCACCUGGCAUACGUGUGUGUUGGGCAUCGUGGGUUGCGCUGUCAUGAUGUUCCUGAUCAAUGCCAUCUACGCCUCAGCCAGCAUCGCCUUCAUGCUGCUGCUGCUUCUGCUGAUUCACUACCUCAGUCCCACCUCCAGCUGGGGCUACAUCAGCCAGGCUCUCAUUUUCCACCAGGUGCGUAAGUACCUGCUGAUGUUGGACGUGAGGAAGGACCACGUCAAAUUCUGGAGGCCUCAGGUCCUGCUGAUGGUUUCCAACCCUCGCAGCAGUGUGGGCCUCAUCACAUUUAUCAACGACAUUAAGAAGAGCGGCCUCUAUGUGCUGGGACACGUCCAGCUCGGAGAUCUCAACACUUUACCAUCCGACCCUCUGCAGUCCCAGUACGACUCCUGGUUGUCCCUGGUGGACCAUCUGAACAUCAAGUCUUUUGUCAACUUGACGUUGGCUGAUUCUGUGCGUCACGGAGUUCAACAUCUCCUCUUCAUUUCCGGACUAGGUGGGAUGCGUCCUAACACUCUCGUCCUCGGUUUCUAUGACGAUUGUCUUCCAAAGGACAAGCUGAUUGAUCCCUCACUUAUCACCAGUCAGUCCACAGACCCCUCGGUCUCCUCGCAGGAGUUCGAUCAACAGCCCCCUCUAUUUCACUUUGCCUCCCUGCGGGGGUCCAGUGACAGACAGGACUGUGGUGAAUUUGGGGACGGGAAGGCUCUAGGACCCCAGGAGUAUGUCGCCAUCAUUGCUGACGCCAUGAAGAUGCUAAAGAACGUGGUGCUUGCGCGAUACUUUAACAACUUUGACCGAGCCCAGGUCCUCUCGCCGCCGUCCUCGUCUCCAGGAAAGGGAGCUGUGUACGUCGACGUGUGGCCGGUCAACCUCCUGCGUCCGGACAGCUGCAGCUACGUCGACACCUGCUCUCUGUUUCUGCUCCAGCUCGCGUGCAUCCUCAACAUGGUGAGAGCCUGGCGUAAAGCUAGGCUCCGUCUUUUUCUGUGCGUGGAGGAAGGACGGAGCGUGCGCGGCUCGGAGGAGAAGCUGGGCCAACUGUUGAAAGAGCUGAGAAUCAAAGCUCAGGUCUACAGCGUGCCGUGGGACCAACAGGUGGCGCUACACUGGCAGCGGCAAGGCGAGUGGGGCAAGAAACAACCGUCUGAUACCACUAACGAAGAAAAGAAGCAGAGAGUAUAUGAGGAAGAGGAGAACGAUGACGAUUAUGUUAACAGCUUCCCGAGCAACACCACGCGUCUGUCCGAUGACUACCUGUCAGCUGUCAAUAAGCUGAUCCUGGACUCGGCUCCGCCCGCCCCUGCAGUGCGUUUCCUGUAUUUACCCCGCCCUCCAGCUGACACCCGCCGCUACACCACCUACUUACACCAGCUGGAGCUGCUUACUAAGGACCUGGGCCCCACGCUGCUCAUCCACGGCGUCACACCGGUCAUCACCACUGACCUGUGAACAAUCUGACACCCUCAGCGAGGUGUGUCUGCGAUGCUGAGGGCCGCUGAGAUCAGCAGGGGGCAGCGUCACUGGAGACCUCAGCUGGGCCCUGACAUUGACCUCUGCACCCAGCGACGGACUGGGGAAAAGAAAACAGCCCUGAAAUCUGACCCAGACGGUGAUGUCAUUGCUGACUCUUUGAUAGCACCUCCACUGUCGCACAAAAUGGAAACGCUCUAAAAGAACAGCCUGUUUUAGAAUAUUGACAAUGAAUACCAGAUAUUUUACUCAGCCACUUGGGGAUCACAAAACUCUCGACGCAUAUUUAACCUUUUUUUUCCUUUUUUGUGUGUUUUCAGCUGGAAGUUUUGGUUUUCCCAUCAAGCUUCUGAAGGCACGGUGUUUUUAAACUUUUAGGUCAACUUUGUCUCAAUUUAAAGCUUUAACACCUGGAUCGACAUCUUGUGCUGCAUUCAGAUGCCUUUUACUAAUAUCUAAACCUCUGCAAAAUGGUUUAACCCUUUGAAACCUGGAUUCACAUCAGUUUCCUUGUGCUGUGGCCCGAU
Plectropomus leopardus (leopard coralgrouper) is the source of this 3794-nucleotide messenger RNA. Its product is annotated as zgc:153039. The record is from RefSeq and is a predicted model, not a curated record. Gene Ontology annotation, cellular component: membrane. Gene Ontology annotation, molecular function: potassium:chloride symporter activity. Gene Ontology annotation, biological process: potassium ion homeostasis; chloride transmembrane transport; cell volume homeostasis. Lineage: Eukaryota; Metazoa; Chordata; Actinopteri; Perciformes; Serranidae.